Vicia villosa (hairy vetch) is the source of this 924-nucleotide messenger RNA. RefSeq lists its product as uncharacterized. Bases 1 to 924 code for a protein of 307 amino acids. The record is from RefSeq and is a predicted model, not a curated record. The transcript has a single exon. NCBI's taxonomy places the organism in Eukaryota, Viridiplantae, Streptophyta, Magnoliopsida, Fabales, Fabaceae.
AUGUUUGGCAAGAUUAAUUUGGAGGUGGAGGAGAAUGUGAAGGCGAUUAAUUUUAGGAACGAGUGUUUGGAAGUUGAAGGGGUGGAUAAUAUUCCCGCCAUCGUGUUAGAUAGGAAUGAGGCAAAUGGUAGAUUUUGGUUGAAUUUGAGAAUUAAAGAGAAUAUGAUUGUUCAAAAAUCUAAAGUCAAAUGGUUGAAAGAUGGGGAUUGUAAUAGUAGUUUCUUUCACAAGGCUAUGAAGGAGAAACGAAGGCAUAAUCACAUUGGUCCGCUUUUGUCAUCGGGCUCUUUAUUUGAGACGGUGGGGGAGGUGAAGGAAGAGGUGUGGCGCCAUUUUUUGGAUAAAUUUUCGGAAUCGGAGAGUAUUAGGAGGGCGUUGGAGGGAAUGUCUUUCAAGAGUAUUAGUAUGGAGGAGCAAAUGGGGCUUGAGUAUCCCUUUCUAGAGUCGGAAAUUAAAGAGGCAAUUUGGGAUUGUGGGAUCUCCAAGAGUCUGGGUCCGGAUGGUUACUCUUUUUUGUUCAUUAAAAAUUGUUGGAGUUUUAUCAAAGAGGACUUUAUUCGUUUUUUCAAUAACUUUCAUUUCGGGGAGGUAUUGUCUAAAGCGGUAAUUUCUUCUUUUUUGGCUUUAAAUCCGAAAUCUUCUAAUCUGAUUUCUUUGGAUGAUUAUAGACCUAUUUGUUUAGUAGGUUGCAUGUACAAAGCUAUUUCAAAUUUAUUGGCGGGAAGAUUAAAAAAAGUUUUGAACUCCAUUAUCUCUCCGUGUCAAACCGCGUUUGUGUCGGGGCGUCAAUUACUUGAUGGGAUUUUAGUGGCCAAUGAAGUUGUUGAUUUUGCACAUAAGGAGGGAAGGAAUUGUCUUUUAUUCAAAGUGGAUUUCGAGAAGGCUUAUGAUAAUGUGAAUUGGAAUUUUCUAAAAAUUAUGUAG